Molecule: messenger RNA, 3675 nt
Organism: Linum trigynum
Lineage: Eukaryota; Viridiplantae; Streptophyta; Magnoliopsida; Malpighiales; Linaceae
Source: the annotation of a GenBank genome assembly
AGACUGACCCUUGUUUCGGGUUAGAUCAAGUCCUUAAAACCCAUUCGUUAAGAAGAAUCUUAAACGCUUGCCAACCAAUAGAAGGAGAGAGAUAAUCAUUAAUAAUUAUUGGCUAACUACCAAUAAGGACAAGAAUGGAAUAUAAUUAACAAUUAAUUAUAUUAUUAAUAAAAAUUAAAAGUAAAAACCCUUCUCCUCCAAGGGUCUCCUUCCCCGCAUUCUCCUUCCUCUCCGUCCGCGCCGCUGAAGAACAAAAUUUUAAAACGACUCUCCCGUACUGUCCGUUCAUCGUCGUCCUUUUCUGUCGAUUGUCGCACGCCGCACCUGACGAGGAAAGCACCGACAACCACGACCGACGUCUUGUAGCUGUAGAUCUGGCGAUGAAACUUUCCACCGUCUCCUUUGAAAUCGCGGCACCCCUACUUCCACCACGACCAGCGUCUUGUGGCCGCAGUUCUCGAGGUGAAACUUCCCCACCGUGUCCAUCGCCUACGCCGAUGAAGAUCUGAUCCGCUCCAUGCCGUUGUGUCUCCCUUGUCCGUAGUUGGCUAGCGGCGAAACCCCCAACCGGCAACUGCCUUCAAGUGCUUCGACAACCACCAUCAACAAUUCUGUCAUUAAUAAUUACCAUAAUAUGAUUAAUAAUUGUAGCGUGGUCAAUUAAAAAUGUAUUAUAAUAUUGGUUGAUGAGGUAUAUUAUUAAAAUUGUAACAUUAUUUUUUAAUAACGUUGCUAAAACCUCAAAUUGAAGGAUCCUCACCGAGAAAGGAUCCCACGACUAAGGGGGGUCCUUAGUCACUUGACUAAGCCCCUCCUAGCCAUUAGAUCUGGAUACUUCAAUCCAAUGGUUAAAAAGUGGGAAGGGCUAUUUAAUUAAUGACAGGGGUAGUUUGGGUAUUAUGGAAAAUUACGAAGUAUACAAACCGGAUUUACAAUCAGUACAAACCAUACAAAUAUACGAACAGUACAAACUAGGGCGACAAAACAUACAAACAGAUUUACAAACAUUACAAACGUAUGAAGUGUACAAACAAUACAAACUAGACUGACAAACAAUACAAACCAUACAAAAAGAAAAAACACCGGGGUUGACUUUGGAGGCUCCAUCCCUAUAUAGAGGGGCUCCUUCCCAAAGUCAACCCGGGUGUUUUUUAGACAUACAAACAGUACGAACAUGGUGGACAAAAAUGACAAACUAUACCGACAAUCCAUACGAACUGAAAAAACACCCGGGUUGACUUUGGAGGCUCCAUCCCUAUAUAGAGGGGCUUCUUCCCAAAGUCAACCCGGGUGUUUUUUAGACAUAAAAAACAUUACAAACAUGGUUGACAAAAAUGACAAACUAUACCGACAAUCCAUACGAACUGAAAAAACACCCGGGUUGACUUUGGAGGCUCCAUCCCUAUAUAGAGGGGCUCCUUCCCAAAGUCAACCCGGGUGUUUUUUAGACAUAAAAAACAUUACAAACAUGGUUGACAAAAAUGAUAAACACGAUACACAAAAAUAACAAAGUUUACAAACAUUACAAAAAAAACCGACAAACAUUACAAAAUAACAAAGCGUACAAACAUUAAAAAAAACCCGACAAACAUUACAAAAUAACAAAGCGUACAAACAUUACAAAAUAAACCGACAAACAAUACAAAGCAUACUAACAGUACAAAAUCUCUCUCUCUUUUCUCUAUCUCUCUCUCUGAAUGCCAUGUCCAAACAAUUCCCCAAUUCCCCCGCAGAAUUGCCAAUUCCCCAUAUCUCUCUCUUAGCUGUUGGGGACCGAAUUCACCAGCAGCAGCCCAAAAAAGUCCUGAACAUCACGGAGGCAGGGGUCAGCUUCUCCUCCGCGAAUUUGAUCCAGAACAGAGUCAUGGCUCUCUCGCAAGGAUCAGCGGGAAGCAGUGGGUAGGAUUUGGAGAAUGAAUCGUCCACCGCUAUCGAUUCGAAAUUCACCGGUGGCAGGUACAAAUUUCACCGGCGGCCACGACCGGGGAGGGUGAGUGGUACGGGACAGAAAAUAAUCCCACCGCCUCGGAAAAUUUCCAGGACCGGCGGCAGGUACAAAAUCCCACCGGCGGCCGCGAUCGGAGAAGGCGAAUGGACAAAGCUCUUUUUUGUUUUUUUAUUUUAAUUUUUAAAUAAAUAAAUUAAGUAGUUACCAUCUUGCCCUUCAUUAAACCAGAUAAAUCUGAACCAUUAGAUUUUAAUGAGCUUCAAUGGCUGAGAUUGGCUUAGUCAUAUGACUAAGGGACCCCCCCUUAGUCACCUGAUCUUAGCCCGAUCCUCACCAUAACAGCUCCUUACUUAGUUAUUAUGUUGCCCUAAUGCCCUUAGUUGCUAAUUCCUUAGCCGUGUCCUGAACUAGAAAGGUAUGUUUUUAACAUUUAUUGUAUCGACCUACCGCAGUUGUUAAACUUUUGAGUGGUUUCCAAUGAAAGUGAUAUGAACUAAGUGAUUUUGUUCAAAAUUUUGGUCCAUCUGAUUUAAUAGCAUAUGGUUAAGUUGUAUGUCCGUUGUGCCGGCCUCUACUUCGAAAAUAUUUGUUGAAGUUGUAUGCUGCUGAUGACUUCAUUCGCGUUCGUUAAUUGUAUAUAUGUCAUUGCUUCUUCAUUGAGAAAUAGCACGGUUAAUUUUUUGGUAUAUUCAGUAUAUAUAUUGAACUGUUAAUUGUGAUAUGUAUACCAUGACUCUUUCGUUGAAACAUGAAAAUUGAUAAAUUUUAGUGCUUAAAUAGCUAUUGAGAACAUGAAUUGGUAGCAUCAUUUGCUCCUAAGCCCUAACUUUCAUGAAAUAGGGAUGGCAACAAAACCCUAACCCACGGGUAACCUACCUGAUCCAACCCAGUCAAUGCGGGUAAAACCCGCUUUGACGGGUUCCGAGCUGGAUUUGGGUUUAAACCCGUACACUAUUCACCAGAUUGGAUUUGGGUUUAGGGGUACCCGACCCAUGGAUACCCGUCCACACUUAUUUAGUCGCCCUACUCUCCCCAAACUCUACCCUAAUUCUAAUUUCCUCCAAUCUAACUCUUACUACACUUAUUCGGUGUAAAUUUAUUUAGUGUAAUUGUGAUAUGUUUGAAUUUUCUAGAAUGGAGUUUUAUGUAUGGAUAAUUUGUAUGGGGAAAUUGAUGUUUGAAUUUUAUUUUGAUAGGGACUUGAUAUUGUAAAUUUUUUACCACAAAAACCCAUGGGUACCCAUGAACCCGCGGAUACCCAGCGGGUUGGGUUUGAGUUUUUCAAACCCAAUGGGUUUUACCCCGGGUUUUUUGUGCAAUUUGGACUCGUUAUUAAGAGUUCGUACUCGUGCACGUCUUGUCAUUAUGACACUAUUAAGCAGUUUAUGUGUUUAUAUGUCUAUAUCAACCAAUGAAUCACAUAUCCUUGAAUAUUACAAGACAUUUGGAGCCCAAAUCCACCUUAUUAUACAAUUUGGACUCACUACUAAGAGUUUGUACUCGUGCACGUUUUGUCAUUAUGACACAUAUUAAGCGAUUUAUGUGUUUAUAUGAUUAAACCUAUCAUUGAAUCACAAGUCUAUGAACAAUACAAGACAUUUCGAGAGAAAAUCCACCUUAUUGUACGAUUUGGACUCAUUACUAAGAGUUCAUACUCGUGCACAUCUUGUCAUUAUGACACUAUUAAGAGGUUUAUGUGUUUAUAUGAAUAAAUCAAUCAUUGAAUC